Aspergillus piperis CBS 112811 is the source of this 1080-nucleotide messenger RNA. RefSeq lists its product as uncharacterized. Lineage: Eukaryota; Fungi; Ascomycota; Eurotiomycetes; Eurotiales; Aspergillaceae. Bases 1 to 1080 code for a protein of 359 amino acids. The transcript has a single exon. The record is from RefSeq and is a predicted model, not a curated record.
AUGUACCUCCGCACCUCCCUCCUCGCCCUGGCCCUCGCGUCCGCCGCCCUCUCCGCCCCCGUCGACACCGUCGACAAUGGCAACGCCCCAGCCAGCGUGCCCGCUCCCACCGCAGCCCCUGGCCAACCCGGGGAUGUCAGCGCCGCCAGCAUCCCCGGCUUCCCUGGCAUCACAGCCACCGUGACCAUCACCAUCUCGCUGCCCUGCGCCGGUGUCACCGCAACCAUCGGCCCCGCCGACAAGGGCCUCGAGGCUCGCGCCACAGACGCAGUUCCUAGCUCUAGUGCCUCUGCCUCUGUGAUCAAGCCUACCAGCAGCAGCAUCAGAGCCCUGUCUACCUGCGUGGCCUCGCCUUCUUCCACUGGCGCUGUAGUGUUUGGCUGUGCUGACGACGACGACGAUGAUGAUGAUGAUGACGAUGACGACGACGAUGAUGAUACUGACAAUGGGAAUGGGAAUAGGAAUGGCCCCUCAUUCAUCCGGAAGCCCAUUCAAACCACUAUUUCCACUAAGACAUCCGUGACUUCAGUCCCUACUGCUACCUCAACAACCUCACAGAAGACGACUGACUCCGCGGACCCAUCUGCAACUGCUACUGCUACUGCUACUUCUACUCCCGCCAUUCUACUCCCAGCACCAACUGAGACCUCUUUAAAGGGAAGCGAUAGCACUACCACCACUACAGAAGCUACAUCCAAGACUAAGACAGACACCGAUCCAUCAUCUACAUUUCUCACUCUGCCUUCCCCUUCGUCUUCCUCUUCGGCAGCAGACAAGACCACCACCAGCAGCACCACAGAGAACCCAUCCCAAGACCCAUCAACUACAGCUACUGCUACAGCUACAGCUAGUGACUCCACAUCCGCCUCUGAAACCGAAACCAAAACCAAGCAAGCCACCACAAAGUCUUCUCAAGACCCAAGCAUCACGUCUACAUCCACUUCUACAUCCACAACCGAGACCAAGUCCACACCCACAACCACAACCAAGAAAUCCAAGAUCAAGCGCGGAUUCGCAGCAAACGCUACGGGUAUUAUUGAGGUUCCGCCGUUGAAGCCGAAGCCUACUGGUGGUCGUUAA